ACACCUCACAUUCCACUACAUAUACCCCAUCUUAUCACGCAGCCUCUGCACAGUACUGGCACAUCAGAAAACAGCAUCAGACGAGAAGAAAGGGGGAGCCUCAAGAAAUAUCGCAACUGAUUUUUCAAGUUUCAAAUCGAGUCCAGAGAGUAAAAGAAUGGGAAACGUUGGAGUUCAGAUCGUAUGUGUGGGCCUGGGGGUCCUGGGCCUGAUCGGGGUCAUUGUAUGCUGUGCCAUUCCACGCUGGACUGUGUCAUCCUUCGUAGGGUCCAACAUUGUGACUGCACAGAGCACUUAUAAAGGCCUGUGGAUGGAGUGUGUGGUUCAGAGUACAGGCCAGCAGCAGUGCAAGAACUACGACUCCUUGCUGGUGUUGUCCUCUGACCUGCAGGCAGCCCGCGCUAUGACCAUCAUCAGCGGCAUGUUGAGCGCCCUCAGCCUCCUCAUCCUGUUCUGUGGGGCCGACUUCACCACCUGUGUGGAGAACGAAGACGCCAAGCCCAAGAUCAGCCUGGUGUCCGGGGUGGGCAUGCUGAUCGCAGGCCUGCUGGUGAUCAUCGCUGCCAGUUGGUCCGCGCACAAGGUUGUACGAGACUUCAAUAACCCAUUAGUGCACAAUUCUCAGAAGAUGGAACUGGGAGCAUGUAUCUUCGUGGGUUGGGGCGCCGGUGUGUUGCUCCUUCUGGCUGGAGGUCUGCUCUGUUGCUUCAGCAGACCCAGGUCUAGCUCAGGGGGGACGGCCAAGUACUACAGCAACAGCGCCUCUGCUCCCAGCAAAAACUAUGUGUAAGGCUCACAUCGUCGUGGAGACCUCAUCUUAAAAUAAGAAAUAAGGGUGGGAUGAUGUAGGUGUUAACCCAUAAAGACCCAAACAGCCACUGACGACCAAAAAUAUCUACUGAUCUAAACUGUUUAACCCUUUCAUGCAUGAAUUAUGAGAA
This is a messenger RNA of Sphaeramia orbicularis (orbiculate cardinalfish), 941 nucleotides long. RefSeq names its product claudin i (gene cldni). Lineage: Eukaryota; Metazoa; Chordata; Actinopteri; Kurtiformes; Apogonidae. The coding region runs from base 158 to 790 and encodes 210 amino acids. Gene Ontology annotation, molecular function: structural molecule activity. The record is from RefSeq and is a predicted model, not a curated record. Gene Ontology annotation, cellular component: membrane; bicellular tight junction. The transcript is spliced from 3 exons.